This is a messenger RNA of Fonsecaea nubica, 990 nucleotides long. RefSeq names its product thiamine thiazole synthase. Gene Ontology annotation, biological process: thiamine biosynthetic process. Lineage: Eukaryota; Fungi; Ascomycota; Eurotiomycetes; Chaetothyriales; Herpotrichiellaceae. Bases 1 to 990 code for a protein of 329 amino acids. The record is from RefSeq and is a predicted model, not a curated record. The transcript has 2 exons.
AUGUCUCCACCAAUUGCCACCUUCAACGAGUUUGAUGCCUACAAUGGCACCAAAGAGCUGAAACAAGACGCCGUCGGAACCACAAAGGUGGCCUUGAAGGCUGCUGGCGAACAUAACAAUCUUCUUGAACAAUUUGGCGACAAAUGGGAUGCCUUCAAGUUUGCCCCUAUCCGCGAGUCCCAGGUCUCUCGCGCCAUGACCCGACGCUACUUUGCCGAUCUUGACCGCUAUGCCGAGUCGGACGUGGUCAUUGUCGGUGCCGGCUCUUGCGGGCUUUCCACCGCUUACACGCUGGCAAAGGCAAGACCAGACCUCAAGAUUGCUAUCAUCGAGGCCUCUGUCAGCCCUGGAGGCGGCUGCUGGCUGGGUGGUCAGCUCUUCUCGGCCAUGGUUCUUCGCAAACCCGCCGAAGCCUUUUUGAACGACAUCGGCGUGCCGUAUGAGGAUGAGGGCAACUAUGUGGUCGUCAAGCACGCGGCCCUCUUUAUGUCGACGCUGAUGAGCAAGGUUUUGGCCAUGCCCAACGUCAAGCUGUUCAAUGCUACCUGUGUUGAGGACCUGGUCACCCGUCCAUCCGCGGAUGGAGGUGUCAGAGUGGUUGGCGUCGUCACCAACUGGACUUUGGUCACCUUGCACCACGAUAACCACAGCUGCAUGGAUCCCAACACUAUCAAUGCCCCUCUCGUUAUCAGUACCACUGGCCACGAUGGACCGUUCGGCGCCUUCUGUGCCAAACGUCUGGUCAGCAUGAACGCCAUUGAGAAGCUGGGCGGCAUGCGCGCCCUCGACAUGAACCGUGCCGAAGACGCCAUUGUCAAGGGCACGCGUGAGGUGUCGCCAGGUUUGAUCAUGGGCGGAAUGGAAUUGAGUGAACUGGACGGAGCCAACCGCAUGGGACCUACCUUUGGGGCCAUGGUCCUGAGCGGCGUCAAGGCUGCCGAAGAGGCUCUGAAGAUCUUUGAGACGAGAAAAGCCGAGUGUGCCGAGUAA